Molecule: messenger RNA, 1065 nt
Organism: Candidula unifasciata
Lineage: Eukaryota; Metazoa; Mollusca; Gastropoda; Stylommatophora; Geomitridae
Source: the annotation of a GenBank genome assembly
AUGUGCACAUGCGCCCAUCAGCCAGACACGUAUUUAUGGAACUGUGAAACGUACAGCACAUCAUGUAGAAACGAAUCAGCGUACGCAGAGGUUCCAAGAGAAAGGACCCAGUGGCUGGGGUCAGUUCAGCUGACCAUGGAGUGUGAUCCGGGCUAUGAUAUGCCCUUGAACAGCCCAGUAAAUUCAACCUUGACCUGCUUACCUGAUGGCUCCACCUGGAAGCCGGACUAUUUGCCAGAUUGUAACGAAAAGAUCGUUGCAACUGCUGCCGAGAUGACCAUGACCGGUCAGCUUCCCAGUGCCACCUGUGACGGACUUGGUCAGUUCACCACCAGUAGGACCACGCUGACCUUCGCCUCGUCACGUCGUCUCGUGAUCACUGAGAUGUGCAGGCAGCAUCUGUUGAGCUGUGCCGUGGUGCGGGCCUCGAUUGACUGUCAGGACAAAUCUGCAAAUGGAGGUUCGCCCCCGCAUAUUUUCCUGAGUCUGGCAAUUGUCCUUGCGCCUUCUACUCAUUGGAGCAUGUACACCAAGAAAUCUGUUCCGCUGGCGCUAACUAUUCUACGUAGCCUGGAGGAACGUGCAGUGAGUUCACAUGUCAACACCACAAUCACGCCUGUGUGCCGGAUUGGUACUGUCGGAGUGUUGCGUGCAGGUUCCGAGGUCGUAUGUCGCGGAUGUUCUCUGGGCCAUUACUUGGAUUCCGUAAACAAGAUAUGUGUUCCCUGUUCCCCCGGUUACUAUGGAGACAGGGUGCUGAGCACGUCCUGCAAGCUGUGUCCAGGAAUGUCCAGCUAUUACGGCACGCUUCAGUGGGAGAGGAUCCUCAAAGUGAUCCCCAAUCGAGCCCACUCCAUCAGCAGCUGUCCCAUUUUGUACAAGCACACGAAUGGGACCCUGGAGGUGAGAGUACCCUCGAAAAUCCACGCCCAGCUGUCGCAGCUGGGCCCAGAAGAAGGCAGGACAAAGCCGCGAGAUGCCAACGAUGGAAAACAGCCAUCCUUGGAUUCAGGAAGCAAACUCGUAAUCGCCACAUUCGUUCUGUCGGCGCUGUCUGUUGCGUAG